GCGGCAACUGAGCCUGUCUAAACUAGCAAAACUAAACAAUAGACAUUAUGUAUGUCACACAGGGGCAUUUAUGGCGCGAUGUAACCCCUGCGGCGGGGCUAAAUGCCUCGCGACACAAGCGCCAAUGGCAGCCAAUAAGCAAAUGGAGGCACCGAGCUUUGAUGAACGUUUCGUAGAUCCAUUCAACAACUUACAUGGAGGAUAUAAGGUGGAAUUCGAAAGGCUAGAUGAUCUCAGUGCACAAAUAACGCAAGUAGAUACAAACAUCAAGUCACCAGUGGACGGUAGUAGCGUUAAAUUCCUAGUUGUCCCACAGGAUGUAAUACAGAAACUGACUGAACAAGCUUUUGUAGAAAUUAUGCACUAUCUCAGACCGCAGCACUUACAACAGCUGCGCAAUAUACUGGAUGACCAUGAAGCCAGCAAUAACGAUAGAUUCGUAGCAAUGCAGCUACUCAAAAAUGCCUGCGUUGCAUCGGGAAAGGUACUACCAGGAUGCCAAGAUACAGGAACUGCAAUUGUACUAGGUAAACGGGGUAACAGGAUAUAUAGUGAAGGUGAUGAAGCAGCAAUAGCAAAGGGGGUGUAUGAGGCAUAUGUUAACAGAAAAUUCAGAUACAGCCAAAUGGCACCUAUCACAAUGUUCGAUGAAGUUAGCACAAAAUGCAACCUACCAGCACAAAUAGAGAUAUACUCCAAAGAAGGAAGUUUCUACGAUUUCCUGUUCAUAGCAAAGGGUGGAGGAUCUGCCAAUAAAACAUUUUUAUACCAACAAACUAAAGCGGUGCUCAACCCUAAUGUGCUCAUCGAUUUCCUCAUGGACCAAAUCAAGACCAUAGGCACAUCAGCAUGCCCACCGUAUCACCUAGCAGUAGUUAUUGGAGGGCUGUCAGCUGAAAUGACUUUAAAAACCGUAAAGCUAUUAAGCUGUAAAUACCUAGAUGGACUGCCUACUGAAGGAACGCAAUUCGGAACAGCGUUCCGUGAUAUUGAAUUGGAGAAUGAAAUACUAAAUAGAACAAGGUCUAUUGGAAUAGGAGCACAAUUUGGAGGCAAAUACUUCUGCCACGAUGUAAGGGUGGUAAGAUUACCAAGACACGGUGCAUCGUGCCCUAUCGGAAUAGGUGUAUCAUGCUCAGCAGAUAGACAAAUAAUGGCAAAAAUCAAUGAAACGGGAGUUUAUAUCGAACGGUUGGAGCAUGACCCAGCACAGUACCUGCCACCAAUAGAUAACAACCAGGAAGGUGAAGAAAUACAUAUUAACCUAGAUGCUGGUAUGGAAAACGUACUCAAACAAAUAAGGGAGCUGCCAAUAAAACAACGUGUACUCCUCAACGGAACCGUUAUCGUCGCCAGAGAUAUCGCACAUGCAAAACUUAACCAAAUACUGGAAUCAACAGGUGAUAUACCAGCAUACGCUAAACAGUAUCCAAUCUACUAUGCAGGACCCGCCAAAAAACCAGAUGGGCUUGUUAGUGGCUCAUUCGGGCCUACAACAGCCGGAAGGAUGGAUAGCUAUGCCGCAAAGUUCAUGGAAAAGGGGGCAUCACUUAUAACACUGGCUAAAGGAAAUCGCUCUAAAGCAUUUGCCAACGCCUGUAAGAAAUACAAAGGUGUCUACCUGGGAUCGGUGGGAGGACCUGCAGCCCUAAUAGCACAACAAUGUAUCACCAGCGUGGAAGUAGUAGACUUCCCCGAACUAGGAAUGGAGGCUGUACACAAAAUUACAGUCAAAAACUUCCCAGCGUUCGUCGUAGUGGAUGCCAACGGCAAUGACUUCUACCAGGAAUGGUGUGGAUAAAAAUGUGUACAGAACAUAGAUAAUG
Molecule: messenger RNA, 1826 nt
Organism: Babesia bovis T2Bo
Lineage: Eukaryota; Apicomplexa; Aconoidasida; Piroplasmida; Babesiidae
Product: putative fumarate hydratase class I
Exons: 6
Coding region: 71-1801 (576 amino acids)
Biological process (GO): generation of precursor metabolites and energy
Molecular function (GO): fumarate hydratase activity
Source: RefSeq, a predicted model, not a curated record